Molecule: messenger RNA, 777 nt
Organism: Meloidogyne enterolobii
Lineage: Eukaryota; Metazoa; Nematoda; Chromadorea; Rhabditida; Meloidogynidae
Source: the annotation of a GenBank genome assembly
AUGAUCCCCCACCAACCAAAUCAAGGUUUUAAAAGAGAAGCAAAUGCCCAACACCAACAAACAUUAUCUACUUUACAAAAAGUUGUUAGAUAUGCAGAAAAAGAUGAUUUUCUUCUUUAUUUGACUGCUGCUUUUGGUAUUAUAAUGCCUGGAAUUAUGUAUUUUUUCUAUCGUUAUGUACAUAAUCGAUAUAAAAAUGCUCGAAAAAAUAAGAAAAAAAGUAAAAAUGAAUUUAAUAGAAGUACAACAAUAUUUUAUUGUGGAGAUUGUCCAGAAACUAAAGAAAUAGCCUAUAAAUUAACAGAAAAUUUACAUUUUGAUCCUUUUGUUGCCAAAUUGAGUGCUUUAGAAUUAGAAAAAGUCAAAAAUUCCAAAUCUUUACAUAUUUAUAUUUUAAACAAAAAUGUUUUUAAUCAAAAUUCUUCUUCAAUUAUUACUCGAUUUUCUGAAUUUGUGGAUUGGUUGGAUGAAUUAAAAUAUGAAAAAAGGGAAAGAAGCUAUCUCCGACGUACACAUUUUUUAAUAAUUUAUAUUAAUGAUGAAAAAGAAGAAGAGGAGGAAAAUAAUUUUAAUAAGGAAUUAAUUGAUUCUUUUGAAAAUAAAUUAAUUUCUCUUGAAUCAAAACAAUUAAAUAAAACAUUAAUUAUUGAAGGAAAGCAACAAUUUACUCUUGAAUUUUUUAAUAAAUUAAAUGAUUUGUUGAAACAAUUUAAUUAUGGAGAAUUUGAUUUAUUAGAUGCUGAAACUGAUAUUUACACGGAAAGUGAAAGUGAAUGA